AUGUCAGCACCGAAGGAUAACGAUACCAAUAGAACCGAAAGCAAUGAUACCUCCAACCCAGGACCAAGUACUGAGCCCCCCAUGUCCGGCAUACGCGAGCCCACACAGCACCAUGCAUACAAUAUGAAGAUCUACACCGAUAACCCCGACCGCGCGAAUCGUCUUACAGACGAGGAACAGCAAAGACUAGAGGCACUAGCGGCAGAUUCGAGCGGGGGUGCGAUCUUCGUUACAUAUGAUCUGGUGCACAGAAUAGACACGCUCAUGGCGGACGGGACCAGUCGUGCGGAUGAGGCUUUGAUGCAGUAUUUGUUUCAGGAUGAUAUCUGGGAGGUUGUUGAUACUGGUGAUAUCAAUGAUACGGGAACACGAGAGGGGAAUAGGAACCGGAGUGGCAAUGGAAGGCAAGCCGAGUGCGAAUUGAACUUGCCGAAUGGGACAGGGAGAGCUAUGAAGAGCAAUUGA
Molecule: messenger RNA, 465 nt
Organism: Penicillium robsamsonii
Lineage: Eukaryota; Fungi; Ascomycota; Eurotiomycetes; Eurotiales; Aspergillaceae
Exons: 2
Coding region: 1-465 (154 amino acids)
Source: RefSeq, a predicted model, not a curated record